Messenger RNA from Mycotypha africana, 942 nucleotides. Its product is annotated as Fructosamine/Ketosamine-3-kinase. NCBI's taxonomy places the organism in Eukaryota, Fungi, Mucoromycota, Mucoromycetes, Mucorales, Mycotyphaceae. The coding region runs from base 1 to 942 and encodes 313 amino acids. The transcript has 2 exons. The record is from RefSeq and is a predicted model, not a curated record.
AUGAACAUUCAAGAAUAUAUAUCAUCUGAGCUUCAGAAGCAUUCUUUUUGUACGACUGUUCAAAAAAUUAAAAGAUUGGGAGGAGGAUCUAUAAGUCAAGCUGCAUGUUUUUCAACAGAUAAAGGAGAUUAUUUUGUGAAGACAAAUGCUGAUCCUGAAGCAGGUCGAUGGUUUGAAGCAGAAUCAUUGGCACUUGAGCGAAUGAAUGACGCAGUUCACGGAUUCGUCCCGAUGCCACUUCACUACUCAUACGCUACCGAAAGCAGCAAGAACAAUACAGCAUCAGCAAAACCUGCUUACAUUGUCACAGAAUAUGUUCCAUUAGGUCGAGCCAGUAGUAGUCAUCAAACGCUGCAACGCGAACUCGGCAGGAAAUUGGCACGUUUACAUGCUUCAACUGCUGAUAAAUUCGGCUUUGAUGUCACUUCCUGGUGCGGUACCACCAAAUUAGAGAACUCGUGGUCCACUGACUGGUGCCAAUUUUACAAAACGCAGCGUUUACAGCCAUUAUUGAAGCAAGUGAAAGGGCUGGAUAAAGAUAUUGAUACUUUAGGUGCUUCCCUUUGUUCACGUUUGGAGCAUUGGCUCGGUGCGGACGUGAUUGGUGAGGUCAAACCUUCACUACUUCAUGGUGAUUUGUGGAAUGGGAACUGGGGUGCACGCGGUUCGAACAAUGAACAGCCUAUUAUUUUUGAUCCUGCCUGCUAUUAUGGCCAUUACGAAUUUGAAUUUGGCAUCAUGAAAAUGUUUGGUGGAUUUACGCAGACGUGUUUCGAUGCAUAUGAAGACGCCUUAUUGAAUACAGCACUGUUACCAACAACAAGUGAGGGUAAAAAGGAGCGUUUGAUAAUAUACGAAGCGUAUCAUCAUCUGAAUCAUUAUGCGAUGUUUGGAGGCAGUUACGGUGACGGUUUUAUCAAUUUAAUAGAUAAGUUAUUAUGA